Marasmius oreades (fairy-ring Marasmius) is the source of this 399-nucleotide messenger RNA. RefSeq lists its product as uncharacterized. The record is from RefSeq and is a predicted model, not a curated record. The transcript is spliced from 5 exons. The coding region runs from base 1 to 399 and encodes 132 amino acids. NCBI's taxonomy places the organism in Eukaryota, Fungi, Basidiomycota, Agaricomycetes, Agaricales, Marasmiaceae.
AUGUGUCAGGCAAAGUUUGGUUUCGUCCUCCUUCCCUGUUCUAGUAUUUGCGAUUUGCGAGGAAACGACCAUCCUGCUGAUUUAUGCCUUGCUUACAGUAGUACACAGCGGACGUACUAUGACUAUGUCGUCCUCAGUCUAACUGGAAUCCGCACAGUUACAUUACUCGGGAUUCGUUUCUUCCUUUUGGUGGCUCGUUGUUUGAGAAGGGGAUGGAAAGUGUUUUCUCUGUGGCCUCCAGGCGAUCAUUUCAUUAAGAACAUCCGCAUUCUCUUCGGAAGGGUGAACGCUUCAGAAUCAGCGGGAGCACAGCAAGGGGACAGUAUGCCGAAUGACAAACGGUCAACGUGUCAAACAGAAUGUGCCAGUGGUCCAGGUAAAUCGCUGAAGUUUGCAUGA